Messenger RNA from Prunus armeniaca (apricot), 1551 nucleotides. The record is from the annotation of a GenBank genome assembly. NCBI's taxonomy places the organism in Eukaryota, Viridiplantae, Streptophyta, Magnoliopsida, Rosales, Rosaceae.
AUGGACGCGCUGAGGAAGCAGCUGGACCAGCUUAUGGGGGCCAAUCGAAACGGCGACGUCCGAGAGGUCAACCGCAAAUAUUACGAUCGCGAAGUGUGUCGCCUCUACUUGGUCGGGCUCUGCCCCCACGAGCUUUUCCAGUUAACGAAAAUGGAUAUGGGUCCCUGCCCUAAGGUCCACUCGUUGCAGCUCAGAAAAGAAUACGAAGAAGCCAAAGCAAAAGGGACUGAUAACUAUGACAGAGACCUGGAGGAUGUCAUAGAUAGGCUCAUUGUUGAGUGUGAUAGGAAAAUUGCUAGAGCUCUUAAGCGCCUUGAGGAUGAUGAUGCAAAGGCUGCUAUUGCAAUUUCUGUCUCUGAAGUUACUCAGACGCCAGAGGUACUCGAGUUGUCAAAGCAGAUCAAGGAAAAGUUGAAAGAAGUUGAUCAAUUUGAUCUUGAAGGCAAGACAGAUCUUAAGAUUCGGGCUAUGGAGAUAGUAGACGAACUCAGAGGCAAGAGAGCAGAUAAACAGUCCAUGCUUCUUUUGGAUGCUUUCAAUAAGGAUAGGGCAUCCUUACCUCAACCCCUGCCAAACCCGCCACCUUUGGCACCCUUGCCUGUAGUUGUUCCCGAUGCCCGAACACAGGAAAUGAUAAAUGAAAAGUUGAAGAAGGCAGAGGACCUUGGUGAGCAAGGAAUGGUUGAUGAGGCACAAAAAGCGCUGGAAGAGGCUGAAGCACUGAAGAAGCUGCCUGCCAGACAGGAGCCUAUCCUGGAUUCCUCCAAGUACACUGCUGCUGAUGUGCGCAUUACUGAUCAAAAGCUACGUGUUUGUGACAUCUGUGGAGCAUUUUUGAGUGUUUAUGACAGUGACCGUCGUUUAGCGGAUCACUUUGGCGGGAAGCUUCAUUUAGGCUAUAUGCAAAUCCGUGAGAAGUUAGCAGAGCUGCAGCAUUUUAGGCAAAGUGCUCUGGUAGUGUUUCAAAUCUAUAGAGAUUCUCAUAAUAUGGUAUCUUCGCCAUCACCACCACCACAACCACCCUCGAUUGCUCCCUCUUCCUCUCUCACAGACCCAAAACCCAGCCCCCUCCCUAAGAAUAUGCAACAGUCAUCAAAUAGUGUUCCAAAGAAAAGAGGAAUUGGGGUGGAUCCUCGCUGGAGGUCGACGAAACGGACUGGUAGAGUUGCUAUCAGGAAGAGAGAAACAAGAUUCGCAAGGUUGAUCGGUCUGAGGAUAGGAGAUCAAAAGAGCGAAGUAAGGAACGCGACAGGGAAUCAAGUAGGGAUAGGGAACGAGGAGAUAGCCGCGACCGAGGUAGGGAUCAUGAUCGUAGGAGCAGAGAUCGUGAUAGGUAUUAUGAUCGAGAUCGCGGAUAUGAUCGCGAGCGUGACAGAGAUUCAGAUCGCUCCCGCAAUUAUGAUUCAAGAAGUCGCCGUAGGUCACGCUCACGAUCAAGGGAGCGUUCCAGGGAUUAUGAUCGCCACAGGCGUUACGAUCGGUACUAGGUCAUCCUUGCUAUGGAGCAUGUGGCAAAAGCAUAAUUUGUGUUCUUGUCUAGGUCAGUUUUAA